This is a messenger RNA of Argiope bruennichi, 1221 nucleotides long. RefSeq names its product probable G-protein coupled receptor Mth-like 1. The transcript has 3 exons. The coding region runs from base 136 to 1131 and encodes 331 amino acids. The record is from RefSeq and is a predicted model, not a curated record. Gene Ontology annotation, cellular component: membrane. Gene Ontology annotation, molecular function: G protein-coupled receptor activity. Gene Ontology annotation, biological process: cell surface receptor signaling pathway; G protein-coupled receptor signaling pathway. Lineage: Eukaryota; Metazoa; Arthropoda; Arachnida; Araneae; Araneidae.
GUCACUUCUGGCCAAUAGGAUAUGAAAGUGACAAGCUUGCUUUCUUUGAUAUUAUUCUUCGAAAUGGAAUCCUGCAGAAUUGGAAUAUACACCUGCAGAAGAGUUCAGUAGGAAAUUUCAAUCAAGGCAAAGAAGAUGGAAAAUUUCACCUCAACUUCAAUAUUUUCAUCUGGAUUCAACGAAACUACUUCCAGUAUUUCAUAUGAGAACUUGACCACAGUGCCAAAGCCCGUUUUGAACAAAUACUAUCCAUAUCUAGCUGCUGAACUUGGAUUUUCCAUAUUGUGUUCUGUGAUACUAAUUCUCGUUUAUGUUAUAAUAGGUGAAUAUAAGACAUUACCUGGAAAAAAUGUCAUCUGCAUUUCUUUGAGUUUGAUUGUAACUUACAUUCUGCUCAUUGUAGACUUGUUAAUGAGAAACAGAAUACCAUUCAACACCUGCUUCACAAUUGGAGUAACAAUACAAGCGACAUUUCUUGCAACUUUCUUCUGGACGAAUGUAAUGUCAUAUGACAUAAUGAGAACAAUGGCGUCUGUUAAGCCUGAUACAGUCAGGACAUCCAAAUUCUGGAAAUAUUCAGCAUAUGCAUGGUUCAUGACUUUGAUCUGUGUGUUGCCAGCAAUUGUUAUAGACCUUACUGAUUUUGUUCCUGAAGAAUAUAGGCCGAAAUUUGGUGUAAAGAAAUGCUGGUUGAGUGGACAGUUAGCGUUUCUGUUGUAUUUUAAUCUUCCGGUAGGUCUGACGUUAGCUUCUAAUUGUAUAUUCUUCGUAUUAACGGCGCGGACAAUUGUACGAGUAAGAAGCGCCACAGCAAUUUUAGCAGCAAAUCGGCAUAAGAAAAGAUUCCGUCUCUGUAUGAAACUCGUCCUCAUCAUGGGUCUAGUAUGGAUUACAGAAUUUGUUCCAUGGCUAACAGGAAUAUAUUAUCUGUAUGCCAUAGCUGGAAUGCUAAACUGCCUGCAUGGCGUUUAUUUAUUUUUAAUCUUUGUAUGCAAAAGACGAAUUCUCAAACAAGUUGUGACGAAUCUGUCGUGUCGCUGUUCAAGAGCGACACCAUCGACCAUCAAAAAGAAACAAUCACCUUCUUUAGAUACAAUCACAACUACAGUUUCAAAUAUUUGUUCACCUUAAAAAACACAAAACAAGUUUCAUAGAAGUGUUUAAAGAUUUAGACAUAACCUGUGAUAAAUAUUUGAUACAACAGUUUUCAAUUUUGAAAUG